UUAAUUCAAGUCGUUUUUUCGUGGAACCGUUUGGAUCUGUUUGCCAUUCUUCAUUUCUCACCCUUUCUGAAAACCCGCCUCUUCCCAUUCGAUUCACUGUGUUCUUCUUUUCCCCUUCCUUUCGAUUCUCCGUUUAUUCAUCGCUACUGAUUCUCCGAUCGCUUCCAUUCUCUUUUCCUUUCUGAAAUUUCUUCAUCGGCGAUCUGUUUUCCUAAGCAGAUCUCACGAAUUGUUGUUUCUGCUGUUUGGAUUUCCGAUAAUCACAUCGCUCCUUAUUUUCUUCAACUGCCAGUUCCUCCUCGUUGACUUUGAAUACGGAUUCUUACUGCAACUUCCAGAGGUUAGUGGUGUUCUUCGUCACUUCUUGUUGGUAGGCUGUCGAAAUGUUAGGAGCAGGUGUACGGUUUGGUCGCGGCAAAGGGGAGGACCGAUUUUACGAUUCAUCCAGAGCGAGGAAGGGCCUUCUCAGUCGUCAAAAUGAUAGGCUAUGUACACCUCAACAAGACGCUUCUGCUACUACUCCAUCCUAUGCGGAUAAGGAUGUUUCGACACGCCCUGGGGAUCGUUUAGUCUCUGAUGAAGCUACUAAACCAGUUCCUUUUUCUAAUCUACAGCCUGUUGUUUCACCAUUAAGUAAUCUCGAGCGGUUCUUGCAGUCGGUUACUCCUUCUUUGUCUGCUCAGUUUCUCUCGAAGAGUGCGUUGAGAGGUUGGAGGACGUGCGAUUUGGAGACGCAGCCUUACUUUGUGCUUGGGGAUUUGUGGGAAGCUUUCAAAGAGUGGAGUGCUUAUGGGGCAGGAGUGCCUCUUUUAUUGAAUAACACUGAUGGUGUGGUUCAGUAUUAUGUUCCUUACUUGUCUGGCAUACAAUUGUACGCCAUGGAAUCGUCUACAAUGCCAAGGCGAUGGGGUGAGGAAAGUGACAGCGACUACAGAGAUUCAAGUAGUGAUGGUAGUAGUGAUUCUGAAACAAAGAGAAGAAUAAAACACAGUAGAGAACCACCCCACCAUAAUGAUCCGACGAUCACAGAUCCUCUUAGAAUGGAUAGAUUGUCUUUGAGGGACCAGCAGUUGGGACUUCAUGAGGACUGCUCCAGUGAUGAGGCUGAAUCUUGCAAUUCUCAAGGUUGCCUUGUAUUUGAGUAUCUUGAAAGAGACCUACCAUAUUCACGUGAACCUUUGGCUGACAAGAUAUCGGACCUUGCUUCUUGCUUCCCACAGUUGAAAACAAUGAGAAGCUGUGACCUCCUACCGUAUAGUUGGAUAUCUGUGGCAUGGUACCCAAUUUACAGGAUACCAACUGGGCAAACAUUGAAGGAUCUUGAUGCUUGCUUUCUCACAUACCAUUCUCUACACACACCAAUCAGAGAUUCUCAAAGCCCACCAAUACCUUUUGUAGCAUAUCGCUGUAAGACAGAUGGUGCCGAAAAGGUUUCUUUAAGAAUUUUUGGACUUGCUUCAUACAAGUUUAACGGGUCGUCAUUGUGGGUGCGAAAUGGUGGAGUUGAGCAUCAAUUGGCAAAUGACCUCUCACGAGCAGCUGAUAAGUGGUUAAGAGAUCUCCAUGUCAAUCACCCAGAUUUCCUGUUCUUCAGCCGCCGAGAUGCAACACCUUACUGAUACAAUACUCUUACCUACUAGAAAACUAAAGUUCGCAUGUUGUGGCCCUGCAAAAGAAUCCCGAAAUUUGGUGGAUUUGCUGUAUGCUUGGUGAAGGUGGGGUGGUUCACUCAUUUGCUUUCGCUAAGGUGGAAGACUGGAGGAAGGUUAAGCAUGGGAUAGGUCACAAAAUUUGGAGGCUUUAGACGGUCGAUGAGCACAUGCCUGACGUAGUAACAAAGACCGAAAAAAAGUGAAGGCGUAAAACGUUAGAAAACAUUGCUGUAAGGCACGCUGGUUUGGCAAGGUAGAUGUUGGUUCAAUAUGUAUUAAUAAGCAGGUUUUCUUGUUUGCUUUCGCCUCUCUUUAUUUAUCCCCAGAAGUGCCAUCAUUGAGAAAUGAGGCCUUCUUUGAUCUCUCUGACUGAUGGUCCUAAUUUUGUUAGAAUGUAAUGUUGUUUAAGGGGAUUUUAAUAGGUUUUAUUCAGGAUCUCGGAUGCAUCAGGUAUUGAUCUGUAUUGCAGGAGUAUCCUUGACCAUAAACUGGUUAUAACGAUUAGAAAUGUUUAUGGAAAGCGUAAAAUACGCCCUGGUCUUGGGCUUAUUUCCGUGCCUGGUUGGUUUUCUUCUUCUUCCAUUUCAAUAGAAAUGGUGAAAUUUUGAAGGCAUGUGCAUACCCUUCUUAGUUAAACAUGUACUUGAAGAUAUGAGUCUUUUCCUUGGGUUUUCUACUGCUCGUUUUUGUCAAUGUCAGGUAUCGUGACUCCGAUUGAUGCUUGAUGACUUCGUGUUCUAUUCUCAUCUGUCGAAAUCGUAAGUCUUUGGAACCCCAGACUUACUUUCUGCUUUACGCAGCCAAAGCCAGAAGACUCAUUACAAAGUUUCUGAUUCUACCAAUCUAG
Messenger RNA from Benincasa hispida (wax gourd), 2499 nucleotides. RefSeq lists its product as uncharacterized. Lineage: Eukaryota; Viridiplantae; Streptophyta; Magnoliopsida; Cucurbitales; Cucurbitaceae. The record is from RefSeq and is a predicted model, not a curated record.